ACUAAAACUGUGCAGCUCUGUCAGUAGUGUUGACAACCCUGCCCGGGCGCAAAUGCGGAGCUAAACAAAAACCGAAAAACGUAAAAAUCAGCCAAAAACCCCAGGGGAUUACGACUAAACCAUGGACACGGAGGAAGUGAAGCGUGGUCGUGGACGUGGGCGUGGCACAAGAGCCCGUGGGAGAGGCCGUGGGCGGGGACGCGGUCGUGGCAAGAAAAUCGACGACAGCAGUAUCGCAGAUUCAGCCCUGGUAGUCACCAGUGGUGCAGCCCUGGAGGACAGUCCCAUCAGGCUGGAGCCUUCCGAGGAUUCGGUCAUGCAGGAACUGGACAAGGAGGCAGAAGUGGAGGUGGCUCCGGCCUUGGAAGAGCCCCUGCCAGGAGCACAAGGUCCACUCGCCGUCUCAGCAGACAUGACGCCACCAACGCCACAGCCACAGGCCCUGCAGCAGGUGCCACCGCCUGUUCUCAGCCAAACAAUUGACAUGGAGGCGGACAUAUCGCAGCUGGAGGCGCCCACCUUCACUACACUGUCGCGAGGACCUCCGGAGCCGAUGCUGCGCCUGAAGUGGAGCCACAAGGUGAGCCUGAUCGGCGAGAAGGUUCUCAAUCCGAUGAUCCACUGCUGCGAUCAGUGCGACAAGCCGAUCCUCGUCUACGGCCGAAUGAUACCCUGCAAGCACGUCUUCUGCCUCAAGUGCGCCCGUUCAGAGCCCAUUAAAAGCUGUCCGCGGUGCACGGACAAGGUGCUCCGUGUGGAGCAGAGUGGCUUGGGCACCGUGUUCAUGUGCACCCACGGGGGCAGUCGGUACGGAAGCUCUGGCUGCCGGCGAACCUACCUUUCGCAGAGGGACCUGCAGGCGCACAUCAAUCACAGACAUGUACAGCCACUGCCGCAGCUGGCGUCCAUGGCGGAGCAGCCCAAGAUGUCGGAUCUGGGCGGCGUCGGCCUGGGGCUGGAGUUGCACAAGCAGCGCAAGCUCUCCGAGUCGUCUCUCCCCGUAUCCGUCUCCUCCUCCUCUGCCUCCAUUGUCCGUCCCCUGUCGCGACCACUGACCGCAGUAGGAGGUGGCAUCGGUAGCAUACCGCCACCAGGAUCCUCCGCCGUUCAAAACGCCAUCCAUGGCCACUCCACGCUAACACUGGCCAAUUUGGCCAGGAUCAACAAUGCCAAUGCCCAGGACUGCCACCAGGGCAAGGCCUCGUUGCACCACAGCCUCAAGAAGGGUCCGCCCCAUCAGUCCGAAUCGGUGGCAGAUGCCUCCUACUACAGCAGCGUGCUUGCCUCCUUCGGCAGUGCGGGAGGAGGAUCGGGGGCUCCAGGCGUGCCGACCACAGGACCGCCGACUGGUCCAAACUCCACCGGAAUUGGCCCGGGUUCCCAGGUUGGUGGCUCCGCCGAGACGACAGUGGGUGGCUCGAGUGGCAACUGGCAGCAAUCGCAAUACUACAGAUAAGGGGCGGACCAAGGGGCAAUCCCAUGAGACCCACAGAAGUACACAGGGGCAGCAGUUUUUUACGCAGGCACGGCUUUUAAUUAAGUGAACUACAUGUAUGUUAAGAAGUAAAUAAUUAAAUGUAUUUUACGGGUUUAGAGAAGCCCGAAAAAUAUAAACAUAAGUUGCUCUUAUUUUUUCUUAGUUCAUUGACAGGAAAUUUAAGAAGUUAAUAAACUAAAAGACAAUCUAUCGUAAUG
Messenger RNA from Drosophila rhopaloa, 1695 nucleotides. It is a transcript of the gene Hakai, whose product is annotated as E3 ubiquitin-protein ligase Hakai. The transcript is spliced from 3 exons. The coding region runs from base 122 to 1456 and encodes 444 amino acids. Gene Ontology annotation, molecular function: ubiquitin protein ligase activity. Gene Ontology annotation, biological process: regulation of cell adhesion; protein ubiquitination. The record is from RefSeq and is a predicted model, not a curated record. NCBI's taxonomy places the organism in Eukaryota, Metazoa, Arthropoda, Insecta, Diptera, Drosophilidae.